CGCAACUACAUUGAAUCGCCCACUGGAGCGUCUCGUCGCAACAAGCCAGUCGAGCGUAAUCUGGAAGACGCCGCAAAGAUGGAAAACGUCCAGGAUUGGGCAAACUACCUCUACGAACAACAUGGCCACAACCUUCCCGAAGGCCUUCGCCAACAGAUUCCCGUCUUCGCUUCGAACCCCACAUACUGGUCCUACAUCCGCUCACUCUUCUUCUACUUCAAUCAAGCGACCUCACUCUUCCGACCAGUCCUGAACGCAGCAAUUGACAGCGUAUCCACGAAACCCGACCUCGCGACAGUCGCUCUCCUCCUGGUCAUCAUAUUCAUCAGUCUCAAGAUCCUGAACAUGGUAGUGGGCACGGUCUUGUGGUGGUUCAGAUUCAUCAAGGGCGUAGUGUUCUACGGUGGGCUGAUGGGUCUGGCUUUGUGGGUGUAUACGAGAGGGCCUGCGGGGGUUGCGGAAGAUCUGGGUUACUGGUGGGGUGUGUGGAAGGGAGAGUACGCCCAUUGGAGUGAGCAAGAGCGGGUGGCGAGGAUUAUGAGGGAGCAAGGCAUUCCGGCUGGUGGUGGGAGAGGUCGCGCGAAUUGGUACUGAGCAACAGAUGGCGAUGGGUAGACGUUCUUUCGAGGCAUAUUGAGAUGCGCUAAGAGGAAGCCAUGCAUGAUCGCUCAUGAAUAGGGAUUUGUGAUAUUAGCGAAGGCGCUCUGGCGAAAACUGCGUUUGGAGCAUUUGGAUAGCGGCCGCAAAUUCGUAUUUCGCGCUGGUUCCGGGAGAUACGGAAUACUACCACAUCACGCUACACGGGGUCAGCGAAGUGAGGUGCUGAGCCGGUCUCUGUCGGACUGAGCAAGCCUU
Messenger RNA from Cercospora beticola, 855 nucleotides. RefSeq names its product Apq12 family protein. The record is from RefSeq and is a predicted model, not a curated record. Lineage: Eukaryota; Fungi; Ascomycota; Dothideomycetes; Mycosphaerellales; Mycosphaerellaceae.